AUGUCACUCGAAACGCAUAAGUCGCAUCAAGCUGGGCAGACCGUCCCGAACGCCGAUGCAUACAAAGAAGUCGCAGCACCAUAUUCACCCGAAACAAUCACCGAAGAUAACCUCAAUGAUGAAUGCACCCUGCAAGUCAGCGACAAGGAAUGUACAUUAGAGUUCAGUGAUCGGGACUACAACCUGGAUCUUCACCAAUACACCGACAACGAACACACAGACAAGCAGGCCGAGGCUGGGCUUGGAAUUGAAGAUCAGGAAGAUGGAAAUGGGCGACAGUCUACAGCAGACGGGAAACAAGAUCCGGAGUUGGAGUCUGUGACGGGGACGGUCAAAAGUCACAAGUCUCGUCGACGGGAGUGGAUUAUCCUUGGUUCAGCUCUUGGUGCCGUUGUCCUUCUUGUUGUGAUCAUUGUUCCCUCUGUUAUAUUUGGGAUUCGUCAUUCCAGACCUCAGCACAAGCCGCCUCCGAAUCCGUAUACUCCAUGA
Messenger RNA from Penicillium paradoxum, 489 nucleotides. RefSeq lists its product as uncharacterized. The coding region runs from base 1 to 489 and encodes 162 amino acids. The record is from RefSeq and is a predicted model, not a curated record. Lineage: Eukaryota; Fungi; Ascomycota; Eurotiomycetes; Eurotiales; Aspergillaceae. The transcript has a single exon.